AUGGCAACUAUGGACCGACGUCUACUGAAAGCAGCCACAUCCGGCGACGCUGCAUCACUGAAACAACUGGCAUCUCAUGACCCGGGCGUGCUGCUUGGGACAACUCCACCGGGCAACACCUGCCUCCACAUCUCGUCCAUCCAGGGCCACGAGGAACUCUGCGAGAGCAUCCUGGCGCUGGACCAAUCCCCGGCGCUCCUCUCCGCCGUCAACAAGGACGGCGAGACACCGCUGCUGGCCGCCGUGGCAAGGGGCCGUGCGUCUCUUGCCUCUGCUCUGCUCAUGCGCUGCCGUGAGCGGCAGCUGAGCGAUGCGAUCCUGAGGCAAGACAGGCACGGGUGCAACGCGCUGCACCACGCCGUCCGCAGGGGACACACGAAGCUGGCGCUCGAGCUGGUCGAAGUGGAGCCUGUCUUGUUGAGAGCCGUCAACGGGCGUAGCGAGUCACCUCUGUUCAUCGCGGCGAUGAGAAACUUCACGGAGGUGGCGGAUAGACUGCUGGAGGUUCCUGAUUCGGCUCACUCUGGAGCUUUCGGCUUCAAUGUUCUCCAUGCUGCUGUCAGAAGUGGAAAUCUAGCUAUCGCUAAAAAGGUUAUGGAGACACGUCCGUGGCUAGCCACAGAGGAGAACGAGAAUAGGCACACUCCAGUGCACCUGGCUGCAUAUGACGGCGAGAUUAACGCGCUAGCAGUAUUGCUGGAGCAUGAUCCGUCUUUGGGGUACCUAACCUCCACAGACGGUGACACUCUUCUCUGUAUCGCAGCAUCUCAGGGCCAUGUCGGUGUUGCUCGAGAGUUUCUUGAACACUGUCCAGAUGCUCCCAACUGCGAUGCAAGCGGCUCGACAUGUCUUCACAUUGCCGUGUUGUGUGGACAUACAGAGUUUGUGAAAUCUAUCCUGGGGUUACAGCAGCUUGGCCCCCUGAUUAACAUGCUAAAUGGAAGCGGAGAAACUGCUCUGCAUCUCGCUGUCAGAAACUGCAAGCCGGACAUGGUUGCUGCUUUACAGCUUCACCAGGACAUAGACGUAACGGUGCUUAACAGCGCCGGUGACCCGGCAAGCCGGGUGUUGCCUGAUGCCGCCAAUCACACAAAGGCUUUAAUCUCGGUACGUUUUUUUUUUCUCUCACCGUAA
Molecule: messenger RNA, 1134 nt
Organism: Miscanthus lutarioriparius
Lineage: Eukaryota; Viridiplantae; Streptophyta; Magnoliopsida; Poales; Poaceae
Source: the annotation of a GenBank genome assembly